AGGGAUUGAGCGAGCGAGCAGCUCGCGUGUUGGGCCGGCCCACGCACACACAUCACAUCCAGACCUAGCCACCACCACCACCAUGGCAGCAUCGCCGCCGCGCCGCCGGGCCUCGCCGCCGGCGAUCCUGGACGAGCUAUUCGAAGAGAUCCUCCUCCGUCUCCCACCCGACGACCCCGCCUGCCUCCUCCGCGCCUCCCUCGUCUGCAAGGCCUGGAGCCACACCGUCUCCAGCCCCAGAUUCCGCCGCCGCCUCCAUGAGCUCCACCGCACACCCCCCGUGCUCGGCGUCCUCCACAACUGGGAAGACGAUGCCAUCCCGCGAUUCAUCCCCACCACCGCAUCGUCCUUCUCCCUCGCCGCUCCGGACUCUCGCUCCUGGCGGGCCCUUGACUGCCGCCACGGCCGCGCCCUCUUCCUCUCCAAGCGCCAGGACGCCGAGGAGCUCCUUGUGUGGGAGCCAAUCAGGGGCACCCAGCAGCGCGUACCUGUGCCCGCGGCGUUCCACGGCGACUACCCUACGGCUGUCGUGUUGUGCGCAGUGGACGGGUGCGACCACCGCGACUGCUUCGGGGGCCCUUUUCGCGUGGUCUUGGUCUUCUGUGUCGACGAAGAAGACACUGAGCAAGAUCCGUUUCUCACGUCGGCCGCCGUGUACUCGUCGGAGACCGGCGCCUGGGGCGAGCUGACCUCGAUGCACGGUCAGUUCGUGAUGUACUUUGAAUAUUAUUGCAGCGUGGUCGUUGGGAAGUCACUGCUGUACUUCUUGUCCGACGGUCAGUUGAUCCUGGAGUAUGAUUUAGUGAGGCACGGGCUGACUGUGUUCAACACACCUGAUUGCCAACCCGAUUACAUGUCUGAUGAUGAUGGGUUGGACUACAGGUUUAACCUCAUGCUGGCGGAGAGCGGUGCACUCGGGGUUAGUGAAGAACUGGGUCAGCGUCUCAAAUUGUGGACAAAGGAGCCAAGUUACGGCACUGAUGCAGUAUGGGUACUUAGCCGGGUCAUCAACUUGAAAAUUUUGCUUCCAAAUGAUGCUCUCCUGGAUGCAACAAGUUCAGUGCAAGUGUUGGGCUUUGCUCAGGAAGCAAAUGUCACUUUGGUGAUGACGGUUGCUGGCCUCUUCUCAAUCGAACUACAAUCCAAGCGGGUGAGGAAGGUGUGCGGUCAUCGUGGCUUCUGUAAUCUCAUUCCAGUUGUCAGCUUCUACACUCCGCAUUCUAGGCUCAAAGAACUCGGGGGCGAACACCAUGACCCAUAGCCGCGGCUGAACCCAACUCAGAACAACGUCUUCAUGGUUGGGCCAGGAGGUGAUCUGGCCAUGGCACCGGCAGCUCAGCCGGAGGUGCAAGAGAAAGAGAUGGACGGAUCUGCUCCGCUGCCCAGCAACUUCUUCCACACUGUGGAACAAGAAUUCCCUAGCUUAUAUCAAGUGGUUGUGCCGGAGGAGGAAGCCGCCAGGUUCGCGCAUCGCAUCACCGCAGAGGGGAACGACAAACACCAUUGGAUGGAGGAGGGAAUGCAGCCAGACCCAGAGUCUGAGGAGCCGGCCCCCGACGAGAUGAUCCGAAUGUGCAGGAGGAUGCUGUGGUACAUCCUUGGCCGCCAUCUUCUCCGGCCUCUAGUUACAUACCAUCAGCUUAAUUCAUUCUAGUUUUGUUGUGCAUUUGUUUGCUCAGUCUGCCAAUUAAUGUUAGAGAUCUGAGCUCGCUUGCAACAAUGUAAGGUGUAAUCUGUAAAUGCAUCUACUAUUUGCAACAUUCUAGUUUUCUGAUAACUAAUUGUU
Triticum dicoccoides is the source of this 1786-nucleotide messenger RNA. RefSeq lists its product as uncharacterized. NCBI's taxonomy places the organism in Eukaryota, Viridiplantae, Streptophyta, Magnoliopsida, Poales, Poaceae. The record is from RefSeq and is a predicted model, not a curated record. The coding region runs from base 83 to 1261 and encodes 392 amino acids. Gene Ontology annotation, molecular function: protein binding. The transcript is spliced from 2 exons.